AUGCAGUUCAAAGAAACAGACCGGCUCCUUAUUCCUUCUCCGUCCCACUCCUCAACAAGGUGGUGGUCGGAGGAGACAGUGGCCAUAGUGACCGGAGCAAACAAAGGAAUUGGGUUUGCGGUGGUGAAGAGAAUGGCGGAGUUGGGACUGAAAGUGAUCUUAACAGCCAGAGACAGUGAAAGGGGUUGCAAGGCUGUUGAAGCACUUAGGACUCAAGGUCUUCAUAGUAUUAUCUUUUAUCGCCUCGAUGUUUCUGAUCCUUGUUCCAUCAACACCUUCGCUUCCUGGUUCAAAGAAAACUUUACAGCCUUGGAUAUUCUUGUGAACAACGCAGCAGUUUCGUUCAACGAAAUCAAUGAAAAUUCAGUGGAACAUACCGAGACCGUAAUCAGAACCAAUUUCAAUGGACCAAAGUUACUGACUGAGGCUCUCUUGCCCAUGUUCCGUACCUCCUCCAUGAGUCGAAUACUCAAUGUCAGCUCCAGACUUGGUUCCCUGAAUAAGGUGGGAAACCCUAACAUAAAACAGGUUCUUGAAAGCGAGAAACUAUCGGAGGACGAUAUUGAGGGAAUUGUUAGCUUGUUUCUGGAACAAGUGAAGACCGGGACAUGGAAGACCGGAGGUUGGCCUGAACUGUGGACGGACUAUGCGGUUUCAAAGCUUGCACUGAAUGCAUACACUAGGGUUUUGGCAAAGCGCUACAGAGGAAGAGGUUUGAGCGUGAAUAGCUUCUGUCCCGGCUUCACUCAGACCUCGAUGACUCGAUGCAAGGGAGAUCACACAGCGGACGAUGUCGCUAUCGUUGCUGCUAGGCUGGCUUUGCUUCCGCCGGACAAUAUACAAAGUGGGAAGUUUUUUCUAUGUCUAAAAUCAAAACAAACCAUCCUCAAACUCCUGAUGCACCCUUGUAACAUCUCGAAAAUUCGCUGUAAACACAUCUUAGAGAAGCUCAAGAGUCAAUCAAGUGGGUUGUAUCUGACAACCAUCAAGAUUAUUGAAUCCUAUGCUGUUUCUCGCAGUUUUUGCGACUCUGACUCUUACAAGCUUUGGCAUGACCGUUUGGGACAUCCCGAACGCGACUUGAUGAUCCGAAUUCUCAAAAAUUCACAUGGACAUCUAUUUUUCCGAGCACUGAAGCAUGUUGGAGCUCCUCCUUCCACCGAAAUAGGUGAUGCAGCCGUGCAUGAUGCACCUGCCAUAGGCUCAGCCUCCAAGGCCAUUGCCGAGACUCCAAAUGCCUCUAUGGCUAUCUCUAAUGCUCACCGCUCGUUUUGCAAGGUUUGUUCACUAGCCAAAUUGAAUGCAAGACCAUCUUUUGCUAGUGAUUCUAAACAAAACAUUCCAUUUCUACAAAGAUUCCAAGGUGAUAUUUGUGGACUUAUCAAACCAGAGUGCGGACCAUUUCGAUAUUUCAUGGUUCUGGUUGACGCAUCAACACGUUGGUCACAUGUUGCUUUGGUAUCCACAAGAAAUGCUGCAUUUGCUAAACUCCUAGCUCAAAUUAUUAAGCUCUAG
Molecule: messenger RNA, 1515 nt
Organism: Fragaria vesca subsp. vesca
Lineage: Eukaryota; Viridiplantae; Streptophyta; Magnoliopsida; Rosales; Rosaceae
Product: (+)-neomenthol dehydrogenase-like
Exons: 6
Coding region: 1-1515 (504 amino acids)
Cellular component (GO): membrane
Source: RefSeq, a predicted model, not a curated record